UAUAAGUGUGGAUAUUGUAUGUUUUACAUUGCAUAACAGAAUUGUGAACAAUGAAUUUCAACUUUAUUAUUAUACUGCUCGGAAUUUCUUUCACACAGACUGUGAUGGAACAAUCUGUGAUUUGGAAUGUGCCUCUCAAUUGGACAGAAGCAAGGGCCGCAUGCAGAGACACAAAAUCGCAUCUUUUAAACUUCUCUGAAAUGAAAAAUAGGCUUGAAUACUUCGAACGCAAUUUAACACUAAACAAAAAGUACUGGGUUGGAGAAACAUGGAUACCAAAACUUCUUGCUGUAAAAGGUUGUCAUUCGAAAACGAACGGAUUGUCAACGAAAACAUUUGAAAGAAACAUCCUUUCAGAAUGUGUAAAAUAUUGCGAAAAUCAAAGCGAUAUCACAAUUGGAAUACAGGGUUCAAAUUGCUCGUGUAUUGUCGAUCAAAAUCUUCAAAAUUUUGAGUCCAAUACUUGCGACAUGAUAUGUGUUUGGAACAACAUUCCAUGUAGAACAGAAAAACUUUCAUUUGCAGUAUAUCAGAUUACAAGGGAUGAUCCCCAACUCCUCCCAGGGAAACUGUUCCACGAUUGUGUUUAUUAUGAUAAGAGAUAUAAUUUUUCAAGAGACGAUUGUAAUAAGAAGCACCCUUUUAUUUGUCAAGAUAAAAAUGGAAAGUUAAAAUUUAAUGAUAUCCCAAGCACAUGGAUGGAAGCAAGUGAAAUCUGUUUUAAAGAAAACAGGAUUCUCGCUAAUAUAAACAAAAAUACUAUGUCUCAAAUGUCUAGAGACAAUAAUGUUGACUACAGUAAAUACUACUGGAUUGGAUUAAGACAAUCGUACGUCUAUCAAACAGAUGUGGAAUCAUCUCGAUGUUCAUUUAUCCAAAAGUAUAAUUCCGAAGACCUAACUUAUUCGAAAGAUUUAUGCUCGGAGGAAAACCCAUACCUUUGUUUAAAAGAUCCUGCAAGGACAGCAUCAUCUACAAAAACUGUUCGAAUCAGCAAUAGCUCGAGAAAUACUGUUGGAGGUAUAACAAGAGAUGAAAACAUUGAAACAACAAAUAAGAUCAGUACACUAACGGUCGCUGGAGGAGGUGUUGGAGGAGAUGCAAAUUACCAGAUGGAACUCCAAAGUGAGUCAGCAAAGCAUGAGCGUGGAAGUGAUUGGAAUGAAGGUUCAGGUGUCCUUGCUGGUGUAAUAGUUGGGAUUAUCGGGACAGUUGCUAUAGUGGUGCUCGUUGUCAUAUGCUUGUUUUUCAGAUCCAGAAAUAAAAAUUCCGGGUCCAAAUAUCAAUCCCCAACGGUCAUCUUCUCCAGCACUCCAAGGCGUGAUAGUAAACUCCCAGAGGACAAAUCGAUGAAAUCGUCCCCCAUAAAACCUGUAAGGAGGUCAAAGAAAUCCAACCCAGGCUCUAUGUCGGGGGGUACAGCUUAUGAAAAUAUUGUACUUACAUUAGAAGAUCCAAAAACGAUUUCCCGAGUUGUAAGUUCAUCUUCAACAGCACAAAAACAAGACACGAAAGAUGUCGAAAAUAGUUAUGACGUCAUGGGUGCAGGCAAAAACAAUAACCCGAGUGGUACCAGUCAGAGCGUUUAUGGGUUUAGUGCGCCAGAUAAUGAAUAUGACGUAAUGGAUAGGGGUACAAGACGUAAUGAAGAAAUGAAUCCUGAUUAUGAUCACAUGUGACGAAAAAGAUUCAUAUGAGAGAUCAUUUCAUUGAUAAAUAACUUAAUUAUUCAUGAUAGGUUUUAAUUUAUGUUUACAUUUUUUUAUUACUACAUAUACAUGCCUUUUAUUGUCAAGGGGGCAUAACAUGUUUGCAGUGAGUGAUUGCAUGAAUCCUAUGAAGAAUAUAAUAUGUAUAAGAUCAUCAAGAAAUAUUUUGAAAUGUUCAUGUCUGUGUGUCAGAGGAUGUAAGGGUGUAUGAGAGUGUGCAUUUGUCUGGGAAAAAAGUAUCUGAGGUUUUUAAGUAAUGGAAGUCAAAUGGAAUAAAUGUGUAAACUGAAUUUUUAUUACCGUAUAAGUGGAAAAUUUAGCGAGACGCAAAUUUAGCGAUUUGUCCUUAAAAACUGGUAAUUUAUUUCUAGCGAGAUGUUAUUUUAGCGAUUUUAAAAUGCACAUUUAAAAAGCUAUUACAAAUAAAACGCAAUUAAUUUUUAGCGAUAUUCAAUAUUAGCGAUCACGACUCCCUCGCUAAUAAUGCCAAAAUUAAAUCCUCGCUAAAAAUUCUACUUAUACGGUAUUCUGACCAUUGUAAAAGGAAUGACUUUUAAAGGAGAAAACCAUUUUGUUUAAUUUCAAUUUACAAGAUGUGCAUGAUGGUAUACUGAAGGAAGAAAUGUUCAAAAACAACACAAUGCAAGAAUGAUUGUUUUUUUUAAGAUGCUCAUUUUGGUACUUAUGAUUGAAAGAUAUUCUGUUGACAUUUAAUAUUUAGGAUAAAAAAACGAAAUGUCAAAAUAAUCUAACUCAAGAUGAAUGAUUAAACCAAGGUCGCUGUCA
Saccostrea cuccullata (small rock oyster) is the source of this 2495-nucleotide messenger RNA. RefSeq lists its product as uncharacterized. The transcript has 12 exons. Bases 51 to 1679 code for a protein of 542 amino acids. Lineage: Eukaryota; Metazoa; Mollusca; Bivalvia; Ostreida; Ostreidae. The record is from RefSeq and is a predicted model, not a curated record.